AUGACCUCUGCAAAUGUCUCUUUGGUGACCGAAUUCAUUCUGGUAGGAUUAACAGACCAGCCUGAUCUCCAAAUACCCCUGUUCUUUGUGUUUUUAGCAAUGUAUAUCGUUACUGCAUUGGGAAAUUUGUGUUUGAUAAUUUUAAUUGUACUAAACUCACACCUUCACACCCCAAUGUACUUUUUCCUCUUUAAUUUGUCCUUCAUAGACUUCUGCUAUUCUUCUGUGUUCACGCCCAAAAUGCUGAUGAACUUUAUAUUAAGUAAGAAUGUCAUUUCUUAUAUGGGAUGUAUGACCCAGCUCUAUUUCUUUUGUUUCUUUGUCAUUUCUGAAUGUUACGUCCUGACAUCAAUGGCCUAUGAUCGCUAUGUGGCCAUAUGUAAUCCACUCUUGUACACUGUUGCCAUGUCCCCUAAAUUGUGUUUGAACCUUAUGCUUGGUACAUAUGCAAUGGCAUUUUCCGGUGCCAUGGCUCACACAGGCUUCAUGCUCAGGCUGACCUUCUGUGAUGCAAACACCAUCAAUCACUACUUCUGUGACCUCCUCCCUGUGAUGCAGCUCUCCUGCACCAACACCUAUGCCAAUGAAUUGGAGGUUUUCAUUGUGGUGGGCAUCAACAUCAUUGUGCCCAGCAUCACCAUCUUUAUUUCUUAUGGUUUCAUUGUCUCCAGCAUCUGCCAUAUAAAAUCAGCUGAGGGCAGGUCCAAGGCCUUCAGCACCUGCAGUUCUCACAUAAUUGCUGUUUCUCUGUUCUUUGGAUCAGGUGCAUUUAUGUAUCUUAAACCCUCCUCAGCUGGGUCUAUGAAUAAAGGAAAAGUCUCUUCUGUCUUUUAUACCAAUGUGGUUCCCAUGCUGAAUCCAUUAAUUUAUAGCUUGAGGAACAAAGAUGUAAAAAUGGCCCUGAGAAAAAUUCCGAGGAAUUGGAAAUUUUGA
Onychomys torridus (southern grasshopper mouse) is the source of this 933-nucleotide messenger RNA. RefSeq names its product olfactory receptor 8B3-like. The transcript has a single exon. Gene Ontology annotation, molecular function: G protein-coupled receptor activity; odorant binding; olfactory receptor activity. Lineage: Eukaryota; Metazoa; Chordata; Mammalia; Rodentia; Cricetidae. Gene Ontology annotation, biological process: G protein-coupled receptor signaling pathway; sensory perception of smell. Gene Ontology annotation, cellular component: membrane. Bases 1 to 933 code for a protein of 310 amino acids. The record is from RefSeq and is a predicted model, not a curated record.